Messenger RNA from Balearica regulorum gibbericeps (East African grey crowned-crane), 2765 nucleotides. Lineage: Eukaryota; Metazoa; Chordata; Aves; Gruiformes; Gruidae. The record is from RefSeq and is a predicted model, not a curated record.
AAUAAUAUUCAAGCAUCAGAAGCUCUUAAAACUGAAAUUGAUGAUUUGAAGAAGAAGCAUGAUGAGGCUGCUUCAAAAGUUCUCCAGCUUGAAGAAGAUAUCAUGACUGUUACUCAAAAAGCCAUUGCAAAAGAAACUGAAUUAGACAGUCUGAAGGACAAACUGAAGAAAGUGCUGCUUGAGAAGGAGCAACUUGAAUGUGUGUUAAAGACAGAAAAGGAUGAAAAAGAACUUUAUAAGAUACACUUGAAGAAUACAGAAAUAGAAAACACCAAGCUAGUAAAAGAAAUCCAGACGUUUAAGAAUUUGGAUGCAAACAAAGAAAAUAUGAUAUCGUAUUAUAAAGAGGAGGUUGGCAGAUUACAGCUAUUUAUAGCUGAAAAAGAAAAUAUGAAGAAAGCUUUUUUGCUCUCCUCAUCAAACAAGGAGGAUGCAAGUAUUUUAAAAGAACAGCUUCGGAAAGCUGAAGAUCAAAUUCAGGCUAGCAAACAAGAAGCUGUCCUUAUGUCAAAAGAGCUGAGCGAUGCAGUAAACGUGCGAGAUAAGACGAUGGCAGAUCUUCACAGUGCACGUCUGGAAAAUGAAAAAUUGAAAAAGCAGCUUGCUGAUGCUUUAGCUGAACUUAAAAAGAUCACGACUUUGAAAAAUGAACAGGAAACUUCAAACACAGUAGAGCAGGAACUACGCAGAGAAGUUGAAGAUCUGAAGCUUCGUCUGCAAAUGGCUGCUGACCAUUACAAGGAAAAAUUCAAAGAAUGUCAAAAACUUCAAAAACAAGUAAACAAGUUUACAGAACAGGCAAAAAUUGCAGGGCAUCAACAGAAACUGACAGAUGCAUCUAACAGUGAGACAGCUACUGCCGUUGUUACAGACAAAAAGUUGUCUGCAUCUCCAGUUAGCCCCAUUUCAUCUGAUAUAGUUUCGGAAUUCAUGGUAAAGGAGCAAGUACGUGAAAUGAAUAAAGAAAUUGCAGAGAAAACAGAGAAGUAUAAGAAAUGCAAGCAAAUGUUGGCAGACGAGAAGAUGAAAUGCAGUGUUUAUGCUGAUGAACUGGCUAAACUGGAGCUGAAGUGGAAAGAACAAGUGAAAAUCAAUGAAAGUAUAAAAUUACAGCUAGCAGCAAUGGAGGAUCAGUAUAAAGUUCAGCUGGCAGAAAAAGAGAGACGAAUAAAGGAACUGGCAUCACAGUUGGAACUCUUUACCAGUGAGAAGGAACUUGGCAGGACACCAGGUAAUCAAGCUGGAAGGAUGAUGGAAGGGCAGGUUUCACAACAGAUACUACACUUUCGCAACCCGUAUUCAGAGGAAAACGGACCAGUGCCUGCAGUGCCGAAUAGACUACCGGUAUUGCAAUAUGGAAACCCUUAUGCAAUUCAGGAAAGAAGAGAUGGAGCAGAUGGCGCUUUUAAUCCUGAUGAGAUCCAAAGACCACCUGUUAGAACUUCCUUUUGGGACCUAGAAGAUGAUGUAGUGUGUAGUCAGCCUUCACGCAAUCUUAGUCGACCUGAUGGUUUAGAAGAUCCCGAGGAUAGCAAUGACGAUGACAACACUGUACCUUCUGCUCCUGAUCCUCCAAGUCUUCUCUUGCACGAACGUGGAACAGGUUUCUGCUUUGAUUCCAGCUUCGAUGUGCACAAGAAGUGCCCUCUCUGCGAUGUGAUGUUUCCACCUAACUAUGACCAGAGCAAGUUUGAGGAGCACGUGGAGAGCCACUGGAAGGUGUGCCCCAUGUGCAGUGAGCAGUUUCCGCCUGACUACGAUCAGCAAGGGUUUGAGAGGCACGUUCAGACGCACUUUGAUCAGAACGUAUUAAAUUUUGAUUAAAAUCACUUUGUUUGCAGUGUAGCUUAAAAAAAAACAAACAACCCUAACUUUGAGUAGUCCACCUACGGAACAAAAACAGCGCAGCUUUUCUGUAACAGCGCAAACUUCUGCCUGAAAGCUGAUGUACUCUCAUGGGAGCCAUGAUGAAUUGUGGCUGUAAGCUGCUAUUGGGUUAUCUUCCAACAUUAUACUAAACUCCCCCACAACACCCCACCUUGUUGUGUGUGUAGCUAUUUAUUCCUCUACUCAGUGGAAUUUGUAAGGACAUGGGAAUGACUUAGCCUCAGAAAAAGAGAGACCAGUUUCAUGAUGCUCUUCAGCUGCUUCACAAAAGCCACCAAACCCCCUGGGGUUUCUCUUGCCCAUGACACCUGAGGCGUGAUUAAAAAUGUAAUAACCAGAUGUUUCUCCUAGCAAAUGUAUGUAGUUUUUCUUUGAGUAACAGUUAAAUCAAAAAGUUACAUAACUUACCCUACAAAAAUAUAGUUUUCUAGUACACUUCUGAAAUGUAGCUGCAUGUACUGUGAGAUUACAUGCUUGCAACAAAAGUAAUGGCAAACACUUCAGUUUUACAUAUAGAAUGUUUGCCGUAAGGGAUAAUGUUAAAUUAAGUACGUUAUACCUUAAGGCAGUAUUUUGGAGUUGAAUGAAACUGCUGUGCUUAAAUGCCUAAAAGUAAUUGUUCAGAAAAAUCAUUGCUGUUAUGUUGCAGUUGCAUUCAGUAGAAAAUAUCAUUCUAUUUUCACAACAGUGAAUUGUGUUCCUUUUGGCUUCGGGCUUUUAAAACCUUCUGCAUUUUAACUUUAUGUAUUUCUUUCCGGUAAGUAAAAACAUGUGUGUAUAUCUAAACAUUUUAUAUUUACUUUAACUGUAUUAAGUAUAUUUGCUUUCCACUUGUUGUACAGUAGUCUUGUUACAUUAAAAGCAAAAUUAUUCAUGGA